ACACACACACACACACACACACACACACACACACACACACACACACAGGCAGCAAAGCUUGCAGAUCAUCAAAUCAACUUCUCAUACAGAUCUACACGGAUAUCGAGCACCAGAAAAUAGAGAUUACAUUUAUUUUAAAACACCAGGGGUACCAUGGUUCGAACAUUGAACAAUAUGGAGGAGCUGAGAGCUUCUAGGUUUGGUCGUCCCUCACCCAGGCACGGACUCAAGCUCCUUUUCUGGUUCGCCAACGAUUACAUCGUCUUCGACGAUGAUAACCAGAUGGUUGCAGAUCACGACCCCAAAGAGGGAGACUUUGGUUUCCAUCACUUCCAGAACAGACGUGAGUGUGAAAACAAUGUCUGCAAGAGGCUGCUUCCUUAUGAUGGCUACCCAUUCUAUGAGGUGGGCAACCUCCACCUCACAGCAUCUGAUUCCAUGCCUGAAUAUGUCAGUGAGGACUACGCUGGUCAGAUAGAUAACAGCAACAUGGACCGCCUCAUCAUCAGUAUGCGUCCAGACAUGACAGUGGAUAAGGUCUAUGUGACCCAGCACGAGGACCUGAGGAGCUUCGACCCGGUCAACACCUAUCGCAUCAGCAGGGGGUUGCUCAUGAGUAUAUGCGGCCAUCCAUCCGCAGACAUGUCACUGAGCAACUUCCUGGAACAGGCGGGCUGUCCCACCCACGAGCCAAAUUUAAUUACACAUCAGGGCAUCGCCCCCAGGGAGUCUAGGGAUACCAAGAUUGAUAUAGAAGGUGGAUCCAGAGUUCCACCCAGAGCUGCACCAGGCUUCUGGGAAAGCUACUGUACCAUACUGUAGAUCAGGGUCCUCUAGUCCUGGUCCUGGGGACCCUGAAGGGGGAACCUUUUAGUUUUUUGCCCUAGCACAUUGCAUUUCAUUUUGGUAUGUUCAUUUUCACUAUUAAAUUUGGUCAUUUAUCAGACACUCUUAUCCAGAGUGACUUCAGUGCAUUAAACUAAGGCAGAUGAACAACAACACACUGUAUCACAGUCAUAGCAAGUAAAACUUUUCUGUAACCAUUACUGAGAAGGUUGUUGCUGUUGGGGCCUGCUACUGGUGUCACGUCCUAACCAGUAUAGGGGUUAUUUGUUAUUGUAAUUUGGUCAGGACGUUGCAGGGGGUGUUUGUUUUAUGUGGUUCAGGGUGUGUGUUUUGUGUAUGUGUUUAGGUAGAGGGGUAUUUGAUUUAUUAGUCCGGGGUUUGUUAGUCAUUGUUCUAUGUUAGUAUAUUUCUAUGUUUAGUUAAUUGGGGUUGGACCUUCAAUUGGAGGCAGCUGGUUAUUGUUGCCUCUGAUUGAGGGUCCUAUAAUUAGGAGUUUGUUUUUCAAUCUGUGGGAGAUUGUUCUUGUUUAGCUGUUUUGCCUGAUGAGACUGUCAGUUCGUUUUGUAUACGUUUAUGUGUUUUCCUUCUUCACCAUAAUAAAAGAAGAUGAGUAUACAUUUUCCUGCUGCAUCUUGGUCUCUACCCUACGACACCUGUGACAACUGGCUAAUGUAUUUCUGUAUUUUAAAAUACGAAAUACAUGCAUUUUAAUUAAAUACACAUCAAAAUACGAGUAUUUGGUAGUUUAUUUUUCAAACAUUGAUCUUUAUGUUAUUUUUUGUUGUUGUAUUUUGACAUUUUUCCCCAUCCCUGGUUGUAAUCAAUGUAGUUUCCUCUUCACUUCAACCCAAAACAUAAAUGUGAUGACAUUAAAUCAAUGUGGAAAGCUGAUUGGAUUUGCAAAUCAACUACAUAAGAGCAUUUCAUCUAGUGGCCGACAAUGAUUACAACAAGUAAUCAUUCUCAAAUUCUUUAGAGGCUAAUUCAUUGAGUCUAUAUACCAAAUCUAGACUCAAUCUGAUCUAUGGUUCAUGAGUAGAUGUUUAAAGUAUUUUUAGCAUUAGCAUGUGUGCUAACAUACAUCUAUAGGUAGAGUGCGGCCAUUUUUGAAUGUAGCAACUAUUUUUUUCUCAAAACUAUUAAAGAUAAAAAUCUGAGGUGAAUCUGAUGUAUGGUUCAUAAAGGAGAAGAUGAUUCCAGACGGUUUUGAACAUUAGUUUUACAUAUGCAAAUAAUGAUUUGUUAAUAGUGUCCUUGUUUUUUAGAGAUAUCAGUAAAACAUUCAGUGUGGUUCAUCUCAGAGACGUCCAUGAUAGUGAUGACAAGUUUCAAGUUGAUAGGCCACUGUGGAGUGGAUUUACAGGGAUUUAAAAUCUGUUGACCCUUAGUGUUUCUCAAACUAGGUUAAGAUGUACCAUGGGCCUCUACAUUCUGAAUUUGGUGUCAUUUGGUUCUAUGGUUCAUGACAAGAAGAUUUUUGACCUACUGUUUUGCAUAUUUUAUCGUUUUAGCGAAUGUGCAUGUACUGGUUAACUGUGGAAAUCUUUGAAAGCUUCAAAGUUAUUUUCUCAAAUGAAUUAGGGACUAAUGUGAUGAGUCCUCUUUAGGGACUAUUGUAAUGAGUCCUCUUUAGGGACUAAUGUGAUGAGUCCUCUUUAGGGACUAUUGUGAUGAGUCCUCUUUAGGGACUAUUGUGAUGAGUCCUCAUUAGGGACUAUUGUGAUGAGUCCUCUUUAGGGACUACUGUGAUGAGUCCUCAUUAGGGACUAUUGUGAUGAGUCCUCAUUAGGGACUAUUGUGAUGAGUCCUCUUUAGGGACUAUUGUGAUGAGUCCUCUUUAGGGACUAUUGUGAUGAGUCCUCUUUAGGGACUAUUGUGAUGAGUCCUCUUUAGGGACUAUUGUGAUGAGUCCUCUUUAGGGACUAUUGUGAUGAGUCCUCUUUAGGGACCAUUGUGAUGAGUCCUCUUUAGGGACUAUUGUGAUGAGUCCUCUUUAGGGACUACUGUGAUGAGUCCUGAAAAAGGGACGUUUCAUUUUUGGAUAUGGUGCCAUUUGGGACUCACCUUGUUGACUUGCCUAGUUAAGUAAAGGUUAAAUAAAUGUUUUUAUUGUUCUGUGUUCUGAUGCCUCAUUCAGUAGUAGCAGGUUGGAGCACGGCGCUGGCCACUGGCUUCACUAGAGGAUAUGAACCCCACAUGGGCCACAUCCACAGACUGGUCAACGUUUUUGUAAGACAAGCCUGAUUCCAUAUUGUAUAAUGAUAUAACACCAUGGAGGUGGGGGAAGUGCAUGUUAUGGUUUAUCUGUCUUUUGUUACGUGAAUGUACUGAUCAAUUAUGCUGCAACGCUAAA
This is a messenger RNA of Salmo salar (Atlantic salmon), 3199 nucleotides long. RefSeq lists its product as uncharacterized. Lineage: Eukaryota; Metazoa; Chordata; Actinopteri; Salmoniformes; Salmonidae. The record is from RefSeq and is a predicted model, not a curated record.